AUGGGAAAACGCUGGACAACUGAGGAUCAAGAGCGGUGGCUGAAUGAAAACGCUCCCUUUUUUAUUGAUGCCCAGCAGCAGGGCAAAGUUGAUCGGUUCUUGAAGGAUCUGAAUGAGCGAUGGUUCGCAAGGUAUCCCACUGAGCCUAGCCAGGUCUCAUCCACGAAAAUGCGUCUCAGAUCUUGGAUGAACUGGCAUGGCGCUAAGCGUAGGCGUGACACCAAAUCUAGCACCUCCGUAUUCCUGUUCAAACAGAAGCAACAGUUCAAGAAGUCACAUUCACGCGUGUACCAUAAAGAUGAGAUGUACUCGACUAUGUUCCCCGACAAGGUCCGCAAGGCCAUGGCAUUUGAGAGGGCAGUGGUCGGCGCAGUUGAUCCGUCAGAGCGCAUGUCCGUUCAGAGAAAGGUUGCGGCGCGGAUGCUGGAGAUGGAACCUCAAUCGGUGAAGAAUCAGGUGGAUGAAAAAAUUGAGGAGAUGCGAGAGAGGUUGAGAAAGGAGAGGGAGGAGGCUGAAGAUUCUGCCGAUUCUGAUGCAGAGAUGGAAGACGUGAAUUCGACGAGCAGGACUCCAGAAGAGUACCACAAAGCGAUUACCCAACUUCCAGCCGUCGUCAACAAUGGUCUUCAGGCGCUUUCACGAGAAACAGGCUGGUUCUUCUUCCUCUCCUGUGCUGGCCCUGCUCCAAGUGCGAAUGGCAGCAUCUGCAUGGAUCAUUACUCCGUCGGUCCCAAGUCGAUCUCUGGGAACACCUUUACAGAGUCAUAUCUUGGGUUUGAAUCGGGAUUCCAAGACCCGUUCCAAAAGUUUGUGAAGAGUUGCUACCCACCCGAAAUUCGUCGUCAGCGUGCGCUCAAUCCAAAUUUGAAUCCAAUCACUGAAGAGGGGGAAAAGGAACAGUCCAUCUCGCUGGAGGGGCUGGAAGUGAUGUCGGACAGAGAUACGAGUCCUCCUGCUAGUUUUGCCUCUGCACCGCCGUCGAUCAUUCAGAAGGUCCUUUCUCCAAAGUUACCUAUUACCCCAUCCUAUUCAUCAAAAGAGGGUAUCAGUGGUCGUCCCCCUCGCCGACCUAUUGAUAUUGAAUCAUGUGAACGGCAUUUCAUCGAUCCCACCCUCUUCGACGAUGACAUACAGAAUCACGCCCUACCCUUUCCAGAUCAUCUAGCUGAUCAUCCAGGAGGGCCAUCUUCACCAAUUGCCCAUGCAUUUAUCCGGAUGCGCACACCAGUUGACGGUCCCCCCCCUUCUCUAACCCAGCAUUCACAUGACAACGACAUCCGUGUAGAGAUCGAUCCAGAGCUUCUCUUGAAGCACACCCAACAAGGAAUGCCGCCUCAAGCUGGAUAUAACACCCUCGUGGACAGUACAUUUCGGUUCAAUGAUACCGUUCCCAAUCCAACCUUCCCAUCACAACGAGCUCAGAACACCUUCAGAGAAAGCAUGACCCCCACCAACCCCACGUCAAACGAUUCUCACACGGGGGGCGUUCAGCUCCCUAAGCCCAGGCCUCGUCCCCUUGCGAAACGGGGGGUGCUUGAUAGCACAGAUAGUAUUCAACUUGAGUCGAUCCUGACAGCGCCGGCGGCCUUGUCCCUCACUCAGCACGGUGCCAACACUAUUCCCGACUCAUGUUCCAACAUCCUCUCAAAUGCAUGUGUUUCUGCAUCUACUGAUGGUCACAUGGAUGGUGCACACGUUCCUGAGGUCCCAAAUGCUGUUCCCGACUUGCAUUCCAACGUCAUCUCAACCGAUUAUCACAUGGAUGGUGCCCACGUUCCUGAGGUCCUCGCAACAGAACCAGCCGCCACAUCGCCUAGCCCCCAUUCCCUUGCUGUCCCUUCAUCAAUCCACAAGCUGGCUACACGUGGAAAGAAAAUUCAUUCCACAUCGGAUGCACCUGCCUUGACCCCAGCUCAGAAGGCCGCUGCUACUCGCGCUGCCAAAAAGGCAGAGAGAGAAGCUGAAGCUGUGACCACAAAAGCAGUGGUGAGCGCCCAGAUCGAUAGCCCACAUGGGGCCAAGACGAAACGGUCCCUUGAAGAGCCUUCCCUCGCCGCUCGUCGCGUUCGGCGAGUUGUUGUAGAACCCAUUCGUCGUGAUGUCUCCCCAGUUGCCAAGAAGGUCAUUUCUAACACGCAAAAGGUAAAAGGGAGGAAACCAAAAAAGUAA
Messenger RNA from Laccaria bicolor S238N-H82, 2169 nucleotides. RefSeq lists its product as uncharacterized. Bases 1 to 2169 code for a protein of 722 amino acids. The record is from RefSeq and is a predicted model, not a curated record. NCBI's taxonomy places the organism in Eukaryota, Fungi, Basidiomycota, Agaricomycetes, Agaricales, Hydnangiaceae. The transcript is spliced from 5 exons.